This is a messenger RNA of Zootermopsis nevadensis, 1178 nucleotides long. NCBI's taxonomy places the organism in Eukaryota, Metazoa, Arthropoda, Insecta, Blattodea, Termopsidae. The record is from RefSeq and is a predicted model, not a curated record.
UACAGUUAAGCAUUCCCAUGAUAUAUGUCAUCCACCUGUUUUUAAAGAAAAUAACUUUGCUUUGAGGGAUCCAAUAUCAAGAACUCUGCAGAGAGCAGUGGGUAAACCCAGCAUCACAGAAGAGUUGCUAAAAUGUCACCAAAGUCAAAUAUGUAUAGUGAGGCAGUUGAAGUGGGAACAAGGCUGUGCUCCUCCUCCAACGAGGUAUGCACCAAAGAGUAACAUUAAAAUGAAAGGAAAUACCUUAUUUAACAAGCAGAAGCAGGUAACCACCCAGAUUGGUUCAGGUCCAUGCCCCAGCCAAAAGGAAGUUAGAAGAAUGUCCAAGUUAAACAGUAUGCCUAGCCUGAAAUCAGGUAGAGGUAACAGUGAAAUGCAGAGAGAAGUGAAAUUAGGUGGUACCACAUCUUUUAAGCAUGAGCCACCAAGAAGCAGCAAGCCUGUAAUGAACAAGGAAUUGCCCAAAGAACAGGGAAGUGUCGUGGAACAGCAGUCGAGCAUCGGUAAUCAGUGUGACCAAGCAUUGAACUCAAGCGGUGAAGAUGUGGACUCAGUGAAGGGGAGUGAUGUAAUUGAUUUAAGGAGAAUAAAUGGUCCCAUAAGUACCAAAGGAGCAGUUGAAACAAAACCAGAUGCCAGUGACACAUUUACAGAAUCAAAACACAAUGGGCAAGAAGCUGAGCUCAGGACCGAACUGCCGGCUUCUCAGGCACAGCUAGGAUCGGCUGAGCACCGCAUGAAGGAGGCGCAGAACAAAGUUAAAUCCCUGGAGAAAGACAUCAGAGCAGGUCAGGACGAGAUGCUCAUCAUCCAGGCAUCAAUAACAGACGCCCGUAAUAAAAAUGAACAGCUGCGAGAGCUGUUAAUCCAGCAACAGUUGGUGAUUGAACAGACAGAUAGUGUGAUAUGUCAGGAAUGCAAGCUUUUGAAAGGACAGGCAAAGCAGGUAUUGAAGCAAAAUGACAUGACAUUAUGUAUUAGGAAGUAUAUUUAUAUAUAUGGACUAUUAACAAAUUCUUAAAAGUUUAAUGAUGCUGUUUAGUAUGAAAAUUAUGUUAAAUGAUGUGUUAAGAAGAUCAUGAAUGGUGGGUAGUUAAACAUUUGAUAGAAGGUGUCGGAGCUUAUUUCAAGGUCUAAGCUGGCAUUUGUCUGGAAAGACAAAAUAAAACCACAAAAAU